UCUUAGACAUAUAAUGAAUGUGUGCAUUGAUGUCAUAGGUUGCUACAUGAGAAUGUACGUAUAUAUAUAUAUAUGUAUGUAUUACGUGUGUGCAUGUGCAUGUAUGAGUUCAAGCAGGAGCACCAUGAGAGUGGGAGCAAGCUUUGGUCUGCCUAUCUGGUUUUCAGUAAAUUUACUUGCCCGACCACACUGGCGGAUUACAAGGAAAGAUCAGUCGGAAUCUAUUAGUGGUGCUGUUAAGUGACAGAAAAGGGAGUACUUGAGAAUGAUUUUCGGAGAAAAAGUCUUCGUUCUAAUACUCCUCGUUUACUUAUUAGGAGUACUAUUACUCACGGAUGCAAUCAAAGUACCAGGAAAUUGCCCAUCAUUUGGUAGUUCUAUGACGCAAACGGAACUUCUGCAAGAAUUGGCAAAUGAAUGCCGUUACGAUAAGAUGGUCAGACCACCCGGAGUAAUUAAUGAAACGGAUCCGAUCAGAAUUUACACCAAAGCUUUUAUCUACACAAUAAGGUCCAACAUGGCCAAAACUCUGCGAUUUGAUGUGCAUUUAAUGAUGCAGUUUCGAUAUUUGGAUAAACGGCUUAAAUUCACGGAUAUAGCUCCUUAUUUGACUCAAAUAUACGGUGGUCAAAACGCUCAUAAACUAAUUUGGACGCCUACAGUGUACGUUGCGAACGAGCGUACUUCGGCGGUAAUGGGAAAUGGCGUCAAAGAUCUACUCAUCUCUAUCAGUUCUCACGGCAUGGUCAUAUUAAACACUAGAUUGGAAACUACCCUCAACUGCGGCCUUCGAUUAGAGAAGUUUCCAUUCGACGUGCAAGAGUGUCCGCUAGUGUUUGAAAGCUGGACUCACAAUGUGAACGAAAUGGUGCUAGACUGGGAUGAAGAUCCAAUUGUCAUCGCGGAUAAUUUAUAUCUAACGGAGUAUAAACUUAUGGACAUGUGGGUUAAUCGCUCCGGAAUAACUUAUACUCCAUCGCAAUAUCAUUAUGGGCAUUUUGCCGGCAAUUUCAGUUCGAUAAAUAUCACAUUUAAACUAGCCCGUGAAAUGGGAUUCUUUAUGAUGGAUUAUUAUAUACCAUCUAUAUUGAUUGUUGUGAUUUCGUGGGUGUCUUUUUGGUUACAUCAAGAUGCGAGCGCACCACGAAUAGUUUUAGGCACAAAUACUAUUUUAGCAUUUAUGACACUCGCAUCGAAAGUUGAAAAUUCAUUACCGAAGGUUUCUUAUAUAAAAGCGAGUGAAAUUUGGUUUUUGGGUUGUACAAUAUUUUUGUUUGCGGCAAUGGUCGAAUUUGCCUUUGUCAACACCAUAUAUAGGAGGAAAAAAAACGUACCAUUGAAAAAAGUUAACAGCAAGUACAUUCUUAAAUCAACCUUGACGCCACGUUUGGCAAGAAAACAAUUUCAGAAGAAUACCACCGGUUUGGAACGAUCCCGAUCAUGGUCAUCGUUAGACAAUGCGAGUACGAACAACGAGCAAGACUUCACAAGUCAGAAUUAUCUCACCGUACACAGUUUUCCGAGCGCGCUCAACAUCCCAUCAGUAACGAUACAAGAGGAUAAAGAUCCAAAUUAUUCCGUUGGUAGCACCACAACCAUCGACAGCACCCCCCCACCAGCUAAAUCAUUUACACGCAGGUCAACUCUAGCUAAGUUACACAAUUUCACAACAAUGACACCUCAACAGAUCGCUCAAUGGAUUGAUAAACGCAGUAGAAUAGUAUUUCCUAUAUCAUUUAUCAUAUUCAACAUCCUGUAUUGGUCUUUUAUAUGGAUCUAAAAUUGUACUGUGCAAUGAUCAAUUUUAAUUAAAUCUCCGUAUUUUAAGUCUCGAAGCACAAUAGUAAACUAACCGUUAGAUAUUGAUCAAUCGCAGUCACAUAUGAAGAAAAUGAUCAAGUAUGAUUGGUUGAUUCCUACGAUUAAAGAUAUACCUAUUGUACUUUGGGUCUUAGUCCAGAUAGCUAAAUUUGUCUAAAACAGAUUUUGUAAGAUAAUUUUUUUAGACAGAUUAGCAGCAAAACAUAACACAAAAUUUGUUAAUAGUGUAUUUUAAUUUUCUGCACUUGUGCAGAC
Trachymyrmex septentrionalis is the source of this 2076-nucleotide messenger RNA. Its product is annotated as glycine receptor subunit alpha-3-like. Gene Ontology annotation, biological process: signal transduction; chemical synaptic transmission; chloride transmembrane transport. Lineage: Eukaryota; Metazoa; Arthropoda; Insecta; Hymenoptera; Formicidae. Gene Ontology annotation, molecular function: extracellular ligand-gated monoatomic ion channel activity; chloride channel activity; neurotransmitter receptor activity. The record is from RefSeq and is a predicted model, not a curated record. Bases 266 to 1780 code for a protein of 504 amino acids. Gene Ontology annotation, cellular component: synapse; membrane; neuron projection. The transcript has 9 exons.